Messenger RNA from Ylistrum balloti, 4066 nucleotides. RefSeq names its product importin-11-like. The record is from RefSeq and is a predicted model, not a curated record. Gene Ontology annotation, biological process: protein import into nucleus. Gene Ontology annotation, cellular component: nuclear envelope; cytosol. NCBI's taxonomy places the organism in Eukaryota, Metazoa, Mollusca, Bivalvia, Pectinida, Pectinidae. Gene Ontology annotation, molecular function: small GTPase binding. Bases 405 to 3326 code for a protein of 973 amino acids. The transcript has 26 exons.
AAGAUUUUUUUCACUCUUAGUAGAAGAAAGUUAUAUCGUAGUUGACAUUUUUGAGGUCAUAUCAGAACAUAUAUAGAACAUAUGUAUUGUUUCACGGGGACAAGAAAGAAAUUGUAUCAUAAAAACUAAAGUUGACAUUCAGCUGUUUUUUUCAUUCAUUCCUCUUUUCGUAACGCCACCAGCUAGACUGAAUUGAAAAAUAUACGUAUUAGAUUUGAAAUACUUAUAAAAUUGAGAGGGAAACAAUGUAGCAUUCAUUGAUGGAGUAUUUACCUGCUGUUAUCAUUAUGCUGUCGAGUUUUCGAUGUGUGGAAAAAAGUAAAAGAGUUUUAAUAAUAUAGAAGGUUUUUGACAAUUUGCCAAAUGUAGCUUUCAGUCUGUAUAGAAAGUGUUAAGCAAAGACAAUGGAUAGCAGUAAUGCUGGACCACUGGUGUUAGAAACUUUGGCUAAUGCCAGCAAUCAGAAUGCAUGUGUGUUUAAAAUAGCAGAAAAACAGCUCCACGAUUGGGAGACUCAACCUGGAUUUUAUUCCAUUCUAUCUGAAAUUUUCCGCAACCAUGAGGUAGACAUUAAUGUACGAUGGCUGGCUGUGAUGUAUGUGAAGAAUGGAGUGGAGAGAUAUUGGAGAAAGAAUGCUCCUAAUGCGAUUGCUGAAUCAGAAAAGGAAGGAAUAAAACAGAGACUGCUGUCUAAUUUCACAGAACCUGUACCCCAGAUUGCUAUACAGCAAGCUGUGCUGAUUGGGAAGAUAGCACGAUUAGAUUGUCCACGGUUCUGGACUAAUUUGCUGCCCACACUGUUUCAAGCAGUUCGCUGUCCUGACCAUCUCAUCCAAGAGAGAGGGCUGUUGACACUGCACCAUGUUACAAAGAUGCUGGCUUCGAAGAGACUGUCUCAUGACAGAAAACUAUUUGAGGAUUUGACAAAUGAAAUUUUUGGCUUCGUUCUACGGCUGUGGCAGAGUCACUUGCAAGAUUUUCUUGAGGCUGCAUCAAAACAUGAUGAAAAAAUGGGUCCUUCAUUGGACAAGGCUAUUCUGGCCUGCAGGAUUUUACGAAAACAAAUUGCCCAUGGUUUCAAGGAUCCCACCUGCAGUAAUGAUGCCAGUAAUUUCCUAAGCCAAAUAUUUCCCAGUAUGAAGAGCAUGCUUGAAUGCAGACAGAGUAUGUGGGGGAACCAUUUUAUUCUUGAGAAGUGUGAAAAGAUGAUAAUCCUUCUGACUAAAGUGCUGCUGGACCUACUGGAGUUACAUCCUGUUGCCUACACAAGCCUUAUUAGGCCAACUUUAGAGUUUGCUGUCAGUUACAACUUCUCGGAAAAUGAUAAAGGACUGUUGUUUGAACGAUUCACUGUAAACACCUUUAACUUGAUCAAGGGAAUACUGCAGAACGAAAUGUACAGACCUUUAAAGAAUGAGGAAGAAUCUCAGGAGCCCAUGAGGCAGGAAGCAUUCAAGAUGAAGGCAGAAUUCUUUAACCAUGGGACAUUGUCGGAGAUAUGUCGCCGUCUGGUGUCACAGUACUUCCUCCUGUCAGGAGACGACUUAUCCACCUGGGACACAGACCCUGAGGAGUUUUGUCAAGAAGAGGUUGGAGACUCCUACAGAUAUUCUAUACGACCAUGUACAGAAUCACUCUAUAUAGCAUUAUUUAAGGAGUAUCGCUCCUCCCUGAUCCCAGUACUCUUACAGAUGGUACAAUCUGUUCAGGCACCUUGUGAUCCGGAGGAUAUGGCAGCGAUUCUUCGGAAAGAUGGAGUGUACAAUGCUGUCGGUCUAGCCUCUUUUGAACUGUUUGAUGAAAUCAACUUUGAUGAAUGGUUUGCCUCCCAUCUGCGACAGGAGCUGCAAAUAAAACAUGUCAAUUACCGGAUUAUUCGCCGACGAGUGAUCUGGCUGUGUGCCCAGUGGGUGGGUGUGAAUAUGGCUGUGGGGACACGCCCACUUUUGUACCAGGCUGUACUCCCUCUUCUUAACAACGAAGAAGAUCUGGUGGUACGGAUAGAGGCUUCACUUACCCUUAAAACUGCUGUGGAUGAUUUUGAAUUUAAUGUUGAUCAGUUUUUACCUUAUCUUAAUGCUUCCUUCUCUAUGUUGUUUGAACUUCUGCAAGAAGUGCGUGAAUGUGAUACAAAGAUGCAAGUGCUACAUGUGAUAUCGUUUGUGAUAGAGAGGGUGGGGGCCCAGAUCCGGCCCUACACCACCUCCCUCAUCCAGUACCUACCGUCCCUGUGGCAAGAGUCAGCUGACCACAACAUGUUGCGAUGUGCUAUUCUGACAACUCUCAUACACAUUGUACAGGGUUUUGGAUCAAUCUGUUCCAACAUGUAUGACUUCCUGCUGCCGAUUAUACAGAUAAGCACGGAUGUAACACAAGAUCAGCACAUCUACCUAAUGGAGGAUGGCCUUGAACUCUGGCAUGUGACCUUGUUGAAUGCUCCUAACAUAACCGAACAGCUUUUACAGCUAUUUAAAAACAUGUCAGGCUUGCUAGAUCUUGGAACGGAAAACCUUCGGAUGUGCCUCAAAGUGAUACAGGCUUAUAUAGUGCUGGGUCCCAGAGAUUUUAUGCAGAGGUUUUCCUCAGAAUUGGCUUCCUCUCUAACAAGUUUGUUGACUGAUCUUCGUACCGAGGGUAUUGUUCUCAUUUUACGUGUGAUAGAACUUGUCUUUCAAAGCUUCCCUUCAGAAGGUCCUGAGGUAUUCCGUCGACUUUUACCGAGUCUUCUGAAGGCUGUUAUAGAAGGGGAGGAACACCCUAUGGUUCUAACUGUCUAUCUGGGACUGUUUGCCAGAAUACUCCUUCAAAAUCCGGAAUUUAUGUGGAAAUUCCUGAAUGAAGUAGCUCCAGAAUUUGGUAAAACAAGUGAAGCAUUGCUGGGUAACAUUGUGGAUAUGUGGGUGAAUAAGAUAGACUGUAUUGCCCAGCCAGAACGACGCAAACUGAUAGCGCUUGGAGCUUGUUCACUUCUGUCACUCAAACUGAGCACUGUGAUGGAGAAGUUUGCAGGAAUUGUAUGUCUGAGUGUAGAGGUCUUACAUGAUGUUAGCACCAUUCCUGUGGAUGAGGACGCUGCGCUACAACUAGACUCCUUGGUGUUGUCUGACCAGGAUGACACUACAGAAGAUGGUGAGCAAGAGACAGAACAUGACAAACGCAAGAGGAUGUUGUGCCGACAAGACCCAGUGCACAUGGUGCCCCUGAAGGAGUAUGUCCUGUCCCAGUUAACUGCCUGUCAGCAGCUACACGGCCAGGUCACCUUUGACAAACUCAUGUCCCAGGUCGACCCAGAAAUUCUCCAACAGCUGCGCGAGUUCUCUGGCUGAGUGUGGUGCUUUUCAAAGUGGUUAUUGUACCCUAGAAUGAAUGUGGAACUUUUGAUUAAUUUAUUCCAUUACCUGUUACUUUUGUGCUGUUGUCUCAGCAAUCUUUUCUGUUCAUAGUUGAAAUUCACAGAGGUUAUUUCAUCAACUGAAUGCUUGUCAGUCUCAAUAUCUGAAAAGGACAUGUAAGUUAUUUGACAUUAGUUGAAAUUUUCCAUUUUGCAGAAGAUAUGGAGUUUCAAAAUUUAAAUUCUGCAGACAGAACAGCAUUGGAGAGUGACUGUGUUUGUUCAGAAUACAACUAAGAUAAAUAUUUUCAGUGAAGUAUCUAAGAAUGAUGUUACAAGUUUGUUUGUGUUCAAAGUGAAUGUACUGUGGUGAUUGUGUGUAGGAAAUGAAGUGCACCACCAGAGGUGUUCAGGACAGCUUUAUGUACUGUAAAUUAAGUCUUUCAUUCAAUUUCUAGCCUCAUAGAUAUGUUGAUAUCAUUCUACCAAAAAAUUCAUGCAUUACUGAAGGGGAGAUUCAAAAAAAAAUUGUGAAAUGUGGGUGACCUACCCUGGUAUAUACUGACAGUAGAUGACUGAAGAAAUGAGGGGCAUGAUAUGGCGGUUUUACUAGAUGUUUUAUUUUCAAAUACAGAAAGGAAAGCAUUCCAUUGGAAUUAAAAAAUGAAAUGGCUGGAUAUGUGAUAAUUUUAAGAUUUAGAAAGUAAUUGAAUCACUAAUUUUUAAAAAGUAUUU